Messenger RNA from Tripterygium wilfordii, 2085 nucleotides. RefSeq names its product polygalacturonase 1 beta-like protein 1. The record is from RefSeq and is a predicted model, not a curated record. Lineage: Eukaryota; Viridiplantae; Streptophyta; Magnoliopsida; Celastrales; Celastraceae. The transcript has a single exon. The coding region runs from base 215 to 2005 and encodes 596 amino acids.
UGUUUAGAUACAAAUAACAGUGUUUUAUGCCUUUUUGCAGGUACUAUAUAUAUUGAUUAUUAUACUCAACCAGCCAUGAACUUCUGCAUGGUCCUCUCCCUCUGCUUUCUUUCAUUCAGCAACAAUGUAAGCCAACCCUGGUUCUUUCGGUCUCUUAAUUAUCAAUUGUUGUUGUUGUAAAAUAUUAAUUGAUUCCUGUGUUUUUUUGGGGGCAAUGCAGGUGAUUCAUAUUGCCGGAGAUAAUCCAUUCUCUCCGAAGGCCUAUUCGAUGCGGUAUUGGAACAGAGAGAUUCACAACAAUCUCCCGCAGCCAAAUUUUCUUCUCUCCAAGGCAUCCCCACUAAGCGCUGUCGACGCGGCUAAUUACGCGGCACUCGCGGCUCAGAACUCGCUCUCAACCCACCUUUCCUCGUUCUGCUCCUCCGCCAACCUCUUUUGCUUCCCUGAUUUGGCCGCCAAUCUCGAGAAUCACGACACUGACUCCAACUUUGUGUCUUAUCUGGAUCGGAACUUCACCAACUAUGGCACUGACAGAAACAGCGGAGUAGAUUCCUUCAAGAAUUAUUCUGAAGGCGACAAUCUCCCUAUUGAUUCGUUCAGUCGCUACAGUCGUGACUCUGUUGGUCACAAGGACGAGUUCUCCAAUUACGCCUCUGAUGGCAAUAUCGUAGACCAGAGCUUCCACAGCUAUGCUGGCGGAGCCAACGCCGGCGCCGGUGAGUUCAACAACUAUAAUCAAGGUGUCAAUGAUCCUAAUCUACGAUUCACUUCCUACGCCCAAGAAGCCAAUGGGAGAGACCACUCCUUCACGAGUUACACAGGCCAAACCAAUGCAGGGAGCGAGACUUUCACCACCUAUGGCAAGAACGGAAACGGGACUCCCAAUGAUUUCUCUAGCUAUGGUGAGGGAUCGAAUGCUAUAGAUUCUAAUUUCAACAAUUACGGCGAGAAUGGGAAGCAAGACAAUGAUACCUUCACGUCUUAUGGCUCCAACGGAAAUGUUCCCGAGAACAAUUUCAACAAUUACGGAGCACAAGCUAGUUCUGGCAGUGAAACCUUCACCAGUUACAGAGAGCAAGCCAAUGUUGGAGACGAUUCCUUUCAAUCUUACGGGAAGAAAUCCGAUUCCGAGAAAAUCGAUUUUGCCAAUUACGGACAAUCCUUCCACAACGGUACAGAUAAAUUCAGUAGCUAUGGUGCGGGAGCGAAAGGGGAGGUCGUGGGGUUCAAGAUCUAUGCACUGAACACUACUUUCAAGGACUACAAAGACCAGAACGCAACGACGUUUACUCAGUACACUGAAGCAGAGAUGGUAAGUGGCAGUUUGGUGAAUAAGUGGGUGGAACCAGGCAAAUUCUUCAGAGAAUCGAUGCUGAAGGAGGGUAAAGUGAUGCCAAUGCCGGAUAUCAAAGAUAAAAUGCCUAAAAGGUCGUUUUUGCCCCGGGCAAUUGUCUCCAAAUUACCAUUCUCAACUUCCAAGCUUGCUGAAAUUAAGCAAACCUUCCUUGCAAGAGACAAUUCUACCAUGGAAAGAAUAAUCAAAGACGCUUUGAGCGAGUGUGAGAGAGCACCAAGCGCCGGAGAAACCAAGCAUUGCGUGGCCUCCAUCGAAGACAUGAUCGACUUUGCAAGCUCGGUUUUGGGCGGAAACGUGGUGGUUCGCACAACCGAGAACUUGAACGGGUCAAAGCAGGAGAUCAUGAUAGGGUCAGUGAAAGGGAUAAACGGUGGUAGAGUAACAAAGUCAGUGUCCUGUCACCAGAGUUUGUAUCCGUAUUUGCUGUAUUAUUGCCAUUCAGUUCCUAGAGUUCGGGUUUAUGGAGCGGAUAUAUUGGAUCCGGAUACAAAGGCCAAGAUUAACCACGGUGUUGCCAUCUGUCAUUUGGAUACCAAGGCCUGGAGCCCAACCCAUGGAGCAUUUUUGGCUUUGGGAUCAAGUCCGGGCCAGAUUGAGGUCUGUCAUUGGAUAUUCGAGAAUGAUAUGGCUUGGACCAUGGCUGAUUGAGUAGGCAUGGGCUUGGUAAUUUAGUUUCGAUCUAACUUAGUAUAUAAUUAUAUAUUUGUUUCAGUUAAGCUAAUAAUGGG